Molecule: messenger RNA, 2211 nt
Organism: Annulohypoxylon maeteangense
Lineage: Eukaryota; Fungi; Ascomycota; Sordariomycetes; Xylariales; Hypoxylaceae
Product: P-loop containing nucleoside triphosphate hydrolase protein
Exons: 5
Coding region: 1-2211 (736 amino acids)
Molecular function (GO): ATP binding; ATP hydrolysis activity
Source: RefSeq, a predicted model, not a curated record
AUGACGUCCAUGGAAGCAGAAAGUGCUGCAACGAUCUUGUGCACCUCUAAGCAAACCCGCUUUAACAUCGGAACCCCUAAUUAUCGUGAACUAGAUAUUGAAGGUCUAAAUAUUACCGUCACGUCAGGGGGUAAGGCCGGUGCCAAGGGGAAAGCUAAGGCAAGAUGUGAAGGGACUGAGAUCCUUGCCAAUGCCAAUUUGAGAUUGAAAGCUGGUCAGCGGUACGCUGUGAUCGGGCGGAAUGGCACUGGAAAGUCAACCCUGCUGAAAGCGAUAGCUGAAAAACUCAUCCCUGGUAUACCAGAGGAAACGCGCGUAGUCAUUUUACAACAGACAGAUGCCGGAGAUGUCAAUACAGAUGAAACCCCGGCUUCUACUUCUAGCCAUAACGAAGGUCCAGUAGUUUUGGAGGAUGUCAUUGAACGAGCUACCGCUAAACAUGUGGUACAGCAGGAAAUUGACAUAUUAUCUAAGGGUGUUGAAGGCGGUGAUUCUUUCAGCGCCUUAAGAGCCUUUCGAAAAGUUCGUCAUGAACGUCUCCAGAAAGAGCUAUUCUUGAAGGAUAAAGAUGCUAGGCUUCGAAGCGGCACUAGAGGAAUGCAGGCUAGGAAGGCCUUGAUUGCAACGGAAAAGAAAGUUGCGAAAUUCCAAUCACAAUGCGAAGAGAAGGACGAAGAUAUCUCACCUGAAACGCUAGCCAAGGAAACGAACGAAGCAGCAGAUAUGCUAGCCGACCUCCAACUCCAAGUCGAGCCUUCAAAACUAGCGGAUAUCGAGUCCAAAGCGAAGAAGGUCCUCACCGGUCUCGGCUUCACCGAAUCCCGCAUGACCCAACCCGUAUCCAGCUUAUCCGGAGGCUGGAAGAUGCGCACAGCCCUAGCCGCCGCUCUCCUCCAAGAAACCGACAUCCUCAUCCUCGACGAACCCACCAACUUCCUCGACCUUCUCGGCAUCAUCUGGCUCCAACGCCACCUAACCACCCUCGCCUCAUCCCCCACCGCACCAACCCUCCUCCUCGUCUCCCACGACCGCGACUUCAUCUCGCUAUGCACAGACCUCCUCCUCAUCAAAGACAAAUCCCUAGACCUCUUCCACGGCUCCCUCCCGCUCUACGAGUCCGCGCGCGAAGAACGCAAAACGUAUCUGGCGAAAGUGAAGGAUGCGCAGGAUAAGCAGAAAGAACAUAUCCAGCAGACGAUCCAACGGAAUCUUCGUGAGGGGAAAGCGAAGGAUGACCAGAAUAAGAUUCGUCAGGCUAAGUCGAGACAGAGGAAGCUAGAUGAUAGGUGGGGACUGGAAACGAGUGCGAAGGGGGGCAGGUUUAAGCUUAAUCGCGAUUUACCCGGGUUCCAUUUUUCGCGGCGUGCGGAGGUGGAGGUUUUGGUGGAUGAGAGGCCGGUGGCGGUUGUGCUGCCGAUGCCGGUUGAGUUGAGGUUUCCCGGGGCGUUGGUUUCGCUUGAGGGGGUUGGGUUUGGGUAUGCAGCGGGGAGAGGGGAGAAGAAGAUGGUGUUGAGGGAUGUUACGCUGUCGGUUGGGAUGGGGGAUAGGGUUGGUGUGGUGGGGUUGAAUGGAAGUGGAAAGUCUACGCUUGUGAAGCUGUUGGUUGAGGAGGCGAGGCCGGUUAUGGGGACAUUGACGAGGCAUCCGCGGUUGAAGUUGGGGUAUUAUGCCCAGCAUGCCGUGGAAGAGCUGCAGAAGAUGGGGAGGGCGGAGCCGGAGUUGACGGCGCUGGCGCUGUUGACGAGAGAAGUUCAUGGUCAGCUGGAUGAGGGGGAGAUUCGUGGUUUAUUGGCUCAGUUGGGCCUUCCGGGACGGCUGGCGUCGGAUGUUCCUGUUCGCAGGCUCUCUGGUGGACAGCUUGUUAGGCUGGAGAUGGGACGCAUACUCUGGCAGCGGCCGCAUUGCUUGGUGCUGGAUGAGGCGACUACACAUCUUGAUUAUGAGACCGUGGCUGCACUUAGAGAGGCUCUGAAGGAUUGGGAGGGCGCGGUCGUGGUCGUGAGCCAUGAUCGGUGGUUUGUUCGUGGGGUGGUGGAGGGGAUAGGUGAUGAUGAAGAGAGCGAAGAUGAGGAUGUGGGGACCGGGUCAAAGGCUACGAGGAGAAGGGUUGUGUGUAGAUUGAGAACAGGUGAGAUGAAGAUUUUGGAGGGAGGGGUGAGUGAGUUUGAGAAAGGGGUCGAGAAGAGGGUUAGGCGAUUGGAGGGGGAAUGA